Prorocentrum cordatum is the source of this 567-nucleotide messenger RNA. Lineage: Eukaryota; Dinophyceae; Prorocentrales; Prorocentraceae. The record is from the annotation of a GenBank genome assembly.
AUGACGGGGGAGAAGAUCACUCUGAUGAGCCCCGCCUGGCGCCGUCGGCUCUGCUGUUGUUGCCAGAGGUGCGCCAGGGAGCCAGACGAGCCGCUCGAGCCGACGAGUCUGUUGCCCGAGGGGUCGGAGAAGCUCACGCGGCUCUGGGAGCGGGCCGUCCACUUCGCCGCGCCCCUGCUCCUCGUGUUCUCCAACGUCGUGAACCUUUUGAUCCACCUGGUCAAGGAGCGCGAGCUGGGGUGGACGUUCGCCGUGUCGUACUGGCUGCUGGCGUGCGCCCUCUUGGCAGGGUGCUCCUACGACUACCGGGCAGGGACGGAGGUCGAGUGAGCCUUGGGCGGACGUCACGUGGGGCAGCCGACGUGGGGGUCGGAUCGAGGAUUGCAAGGGGCUGCCCGAAGGGCGCGCGCGGCUUCGCCCCGCGCUUCUUGCCCUCCAUCCCCCCCCCGUCAACGGACACCAGAGUGAGCUGGGCGUUCUCCUCCUGUUCCGCCUCCGCCCUCCCCUCCUCCUCCUCCUCCUCCUCCUCCUCCUCUCCUCCUCCUCUCCUCCUCCUCCUCCUCCUCC